UAUAUUGGAAAGCGUAAACAUUAAUAUUAACAAACUUUUUACUGGAAGUAAUACGCCAUCUUAUAAGUACAAACGUACUAAAGCACAAACAACACACUCAGAGCCCAUCGUCAAGAGGUUAAAAUCUAGAUGCAUCGUUUCGCAGUUUGGUAGAUCACACACUCUUCGCCUGUUUUUGUAGAACAGUGGUCGCCUCAGCUUAUUUCAUGUUGAUGACUUCAGCUGAAGACCACAAACACCUUUCCCAGACUCGUACGCACCACUUGUAGCAGCACCAUCGAGAGACGGCAGAUCACAACCAAUUAAAACAUGCGCACAAUCUGCCUAGUUUCAAUCAUCGGCUGAAAUGUUCGUCGGAAAACAAGCCAAUCCGUCGCAGCUUUUUACCCGUUGAAGUAGAGAUAAUAAUAAAACCUCGUAAGUUUUACUCUUGGCCAGGUAUCAAAGUAGCCAAUAGUAUUGUGACAGCGGACACGGCAGUAGCCAGUACCAUCGCCACAGCCUCACUCGGCAGUAGCAGAGAACAAAACAAAAUCUGUAGAAACCAACGAUGGUUUCGCAGAGCACCUCCCAGGUAUAUAAUUCAGAUGACAAAUGCUGCAGGAUUUGUCACGACGAUGGCGGUCGUGAGAAACUCGUCUCGCCCUGUUAUUGCUCUGGAUCUAUGGGCUCCAUACACGUGUCCUGCCUAGAGAAGUGGCUGGGUCUCAACGGCCGGACAUCCUGCGAACUGUGCUCCUACACGUUCCCUGUGGUCAAAGUCUACCCCACGGUGUGGCAGUACUUUAAGGUACUACUGAAAAACUGGCGGCUUAAAGAUAUCCUGUGUAUUUUUAUGUUGCUUGCCGCCGUCAGUUUACUGUGCAUAGCGAGUGGUAUGCGCUUUGAACAUGUGGGUAAGGCGGACACUGAGAUUGUCGUCCUCAUGCUGAUGUUCUCACUCCUUGAUGUUUUCGACCAAUACAGAUACUUCUUGAUCUGGCAACAAGAAAAUGCUCAGACAAAACGCUCGUUCGACAAAACACCGCCACCAAUAAUACGGAAAUGUCCAAAUACCAUUCGUGAGCAGGCGCGUCGAGCUGAAACAUCGCGCUUAGGCCAGACACAGGGAGCUAUCCCCGUCUUGUUGAGGCCUGGGUCCUCCAGUGACCCCACGACAAGUCUUGCGGCAAAAGGUAGCGGCGUUUCCGAAGACGGUUUGUUGAACGAGAAUGCUUGGACAAAUUCUAAAGCGAAGGAAACAAACAACAUUACAUCAAGCACGGGUACCAGAAGUGCAUGCAAGGUGGAGAGUUCGUCCAUUAAGGGAAAAGUUCAACUAGGUCAUGAUAACCGAACUUCAGCCUUUAGGGUUUACAAUCCCAACCCAAAUGCGAACCAUACCCAGCUGCCUGUGGUUCAGAGGGGCGCAGCCCAGGAUGACACCGAUGAAUUCUUUCCUAAACACGUCAAUUUGUGUAAGGAGAAUAAUGUGACAAGUCAAAACACAAACAAUAUUAUUUCUAGCGUUUGUAGAAAAGGUUCGAAGACAGAGAGACGAAUGUCUCGCAAAAGGUCUCGUGCUACUGACAAGACCGUGGGCUCGUCCACAGAUGGUCAGUCACUGGUCACUCGAGGCCUGUCAAAACUAGGUCAUGAUCACGGUACAUCCGCCUUCAAGGCCUGUAAGCCCAAAUAAGUUGAGCCAUCGAACCCAACCAUCGAACCCAACCAUCGAACCCAACCAUCGAACCCAGCCAAAAACAAAAAUAAUAAAUAUGUAAUACUCGAUAAAAAAACAUUUUUAAUCCAAGAAAUAAAAUAAUGUAUAUUAGAAACCCAUGCAAAUAAAAAUAUAAUAA
Molecule: messenger RNA, 1841 nt
Organism: Physella acuta
Lineage: Eukaryota; Metazoa; Mollusca; Gastropoda; Physidae
Product: E3 ubiquitin-protein ligase MARCHF1
Biological process (GO): protein ubiquitination
Molecular function (GO): zinc ion binding; ubiquitin-protein transferase activity
Source: RefSeq, a predicted model, not a curated record